CAGGCUUGCCUUUUUCUAACAAGCUCUUCAUUCAUACCCACCACUACUACUACUACUACUUCCUUCUUCAAUUCUUCUCUAGCUAUUUCCCUUUAGAGAGAGAAUUUAAUUUAAUUGGGUGAUAUAUAUAUCGAUCAAGCUAGAGAGAGAAAAUGGAUAACUGGAGGAAUUUGAUACACAUAUUUGUGACAGUAUUUCUGUCAUACUUUGCUUCUUUGUUGGUUAAUCCGACCAUAGCUGACGUCACUAUGGAGGCUGUCUGCCCCGGCCAAGAUGAAUGCUCCCUCGCUAUUUACCUCACUGGCUUUCAGCAGGCGAUUGCUGGAAUAGGGGCUGUGGUUAUGAUGCCAGUGAUUGGUACUCUUUCUGAUGUCUAUGGUCGAAAAGUUUUGCUCACAAUUCCCUUAACACUUUCCAUCUUUCCACUUGUAAUAUUGGCAGUGAAAAGAACGACAGAGUUCUUUUAUGCUUACUAUGCUUUGAAAACGUUGACUUCCAUGGUUACCGAAGGUGGUAUCAUUUGCCUCUCCCUCAGUUAUUUGGCUGACAAUGUGUCGGAGGGAAAGCGUGUUUCAGCAUUUGGACUCUUGUCUGGUGUUGUAGCUGCAGCAACUGUUUGCGGUACAUUCGUUGCUCGAUUGCUUCCCACAACUCAGAUAUUUCAGGUGGCGGCGGUUGUCGCUUUUAUUGCAGCAAUCUACAUGAAAAUAUUUCUUAAAGAAACAAUUCGAAACGCCGCCGUCGAACCUCUCGAAGAGCCAAUCUUGAAAUCGGUUACCGAAACCAGUACUACUAAUCAGGAUAAAAUAAUAUUGAAGCCCGCAGAUUUAUUCAAGAAAAUGCCAUUACCAAAAGAUAUAAUUAACUUGCUCAAGACUAACAAGACAGUAUCACUAGCAUCGUUUGUCGCCUUCUUCAACAGCCUUGCCGAGGCAGGAGUUCAAGCUUUCUUAAUGUAUUACUUGAAGGCACGUUUCCAUUUCCAGAAAGAUCAAUUUGCUGAUAUAUGGCUUAUUACCAACAUUGCAUCCACCCUAUCAAGUAUGGUCUUAAUGCCUAUACUAGCUCCACUUCUAGGAGAGGAAACACUUCUUUGCAUUGGACUUUUCGCUGGAUUCUUGAAUAUGUUAUUAGACAGCAUAGCAUGGGCACCAUGGGUACCUUAUGCCUCUGCUACGCUUGGAGUCUUCCUUUUCCUAGCAAGCCCUAGUAUAAGAUCAAUUAUUUCAAAGCAAGUUGGACCAUGUGAACAAGGGAUUGCUCAAGGUUGUCUUAUGGGAAUAGCUUCGUUUGCGAAUAUUAUAUCCCCGUUGAUAUAUAGUCCUCUUUCCGCAUUGUUUCUUUCCGACACUGCCCCCUUCAAAUUUCCCGGUUUCAGUAUACUAUGCGUCGGACUUGCAUGGUUUGCGGCUUUUAUUGUUGGUACUAUGAUAAAGAUUCAACCGCUUUGGUCGUCGAGAGACAGAGCGAGUAGUGAGCCAUGCUUGUUGGCUUGAGAAAUCAUAUGGAGAAAAAGACAGAGCAAAUAAAGAAAAACACCUCGUUUUCACGGCCUAAAGUUUCGUUUUUGCUUUUAAAAAGAAGGAAAAAAAACGAGACUUGUAUCAUUUUUCGAAGGCUUUUCGAGGGCUUGCUUUGUGGAGUGCAGUGGAAUAUGCUUGUUAUUAUUUAUUUAUAUAAAAAUGUAUAUAUGGUAUGGUAUAUGUAUGUGGCUGUCUACUAACAUUUGUAUUCGUUUACACUAGAAAAGUAUGGUUAUAUAUUUAUUUUAUUGAAGGUUUGGGAACUUAAUUAUGUGUGUAUUUUGUUAGUGUACUGCAAAACAGAAUAUUU
Molecule: messenger RNA, 1833 nt
Organism: Erythranthe guttata (spotted monkey flower)
Lineage: Eukaryota; Viridiplantae; Streptophyta; Magnoliopsida; Lamiales; Phrymaceae
Biological process (GO): transmembrane transport
Molecular function (GO): transmembrane transporter activity
Source: RefSeq, a predicted model, not a curated record